CUUCCGCUCUCUUUUCGUUGAGGCUCAGCUAGCGGCCGGCCUGCAAUCAUGCAGAUCUUCGUGAAGACUUUGACGGGGAAGACCAUCACCCUCGAGGUUGAGCCCAGCGACACUAUCGAAAAUGUCAAGGCUAAGAUCCAGGAUAAGGAAGGAAUUCCCCCUGAUCAGCAGCGUCUGAUUUUCGCCGGCAAACAGCUGGAGGAUGGGCGCACACUUUCUGACUACAACAUCCAGAAAGAAUCCACACUGCAUCUGGUCCUCCGUCUGCGUGGUGGCAUCAUCGAGCCUUCUCUGAGACAGCUGGCCCAGAAGUACAACUGCGACAAGAUGAUCUGCCGCAAGUGCUAUGCCCGUCUGCACCCACGUGCUGUUAACUGCCGCAAGAAGAAGUGUGGACACACCAACAACCUGCGCCCCAAGAAGAAGCUGAAGUAGAUAUUUUGGCUGAGUUGGCUUUACAUGCCAUUUUGUGUUAAAAUAAAUGUAAGAAAACUC
Molecule: messenger RNA, 495 nt
Organism: Scomber japonicus (chub mackerel)
Lineage: Eukaryota; Metazoa; Chordata; Actinopteri; Scombriformes; Scombridae
Gene: uba52
Product: ubiquitin A-52 residue ribosomal protein fusion product 1
Exons: 5
Coding region: 49-435 (128 amino acids)
Biological process (GO): translation; protein ubiquitination; modification-dependent protein catabolic process
Cellular component (GO): ribosome; nucleus; cytoplasm
Molecular function (GO): ubiquitin protein ligase binding; protein tag activity; structural constituent of ribosome
Source: RefSeq, a predicted model, not a curated record